This is a messenger RNA of Olea europaea var. sylvestris, 3065 nucleotides long. RefSeq names its product BTB/POZ domain-containing protein FBL11. The transcript is spliced from 22 exons. Gene Ontology annotation, biological process: SCF-dependent proteasomal ubiquitin-dependent protein catabolic process. The coding region runs from base 53 to 2824 and encodes 923 amino acids. Gene Ontology annotation, cellular component: SCF ubiquitin ligase complex. NCBI's taxonomy places the organism in Eukaryota, Viridiplantae, Streptophyta, Magnoliopsida, Lamiales, Oleaceae. The record is from RefSeq and is a predicted model, not a curated record. Gene Ontology annotation, molecular function: protein binding.
CCGAAGAUUCAGACGUUCGUUACUAGUCCAAGUUCAUAAAAUUCAGAGAGUAAUGGCGGCGAAGGCAGAGAACGACGACGAGUUCGUAACGCUCACCUGCACCAAUUUUGAUGCCUCAGAGCUGAACGAAAUCACGGACGCUGAUCAGAUUGUAAUUUCAACGGCCAGUGUCGCCAGUUGGGACUUGCAAUUAAUUCUCAGUCACAAAGUCCUCAAAAUAAAAGCCAAUCCAAAAAGGCUGAUUGAAAAAUCUUCUUAUUUUCGGGGUCUCCUAUGUGGAAGCUUUAGUGAAUCUACGAUGCAGUAUAUUUCCAUACAUUGGGAUACAGACUCGUUUUUGAGUGUUUUAAGAUUCAUGUUUGGAUGCAAGGUGGAUAUUACGUCUGAUAAUUUUAUUCCCAUGUACGAGGCUGCUUUAUUUUUUGGAGUGGAAACUCUUCUCUUGAAAUGUCAUGUUUGGUUAAAUGAAGUAACAUCGCUCGAAGGACUUCGAUCACCAGAAUUAUGUUUGUAUGAUUUGGUCCACAUCUGGAAUUAUGGUUUAGAACAUGCCAAUGAUUUUAUCCUACAAAAAUCUACAAGCUAUCUAGCAAGGAACUUUAUGUGGGCAUCAUCCUGUAACUCUUUCAACAAUAUUCCUUAUGAAUUACUAUGUUCAGUUAUAAAGGAUCCUGAAUUGACUGUAGACAGUGAGAAGCAUCUUUGUGAAGCCAUUUUAGUUUGGCUUGAUGCGAAUGUAACUCAAUCAGAGGGCUGGAGUGGUGAAGAAGUAAGUCAUGCUGAUGUAUUAAAGCAGAUACGAACAUCACUUUUACCCUUGAAGUUUGUUGCUGUAGGUAAACGAAAAUCCUGUUUCUUUUCAAAGUUUGCGGAUAAAGGCCUUCGUUCCAUCCUGAGUUUGACGAGACCUCUUUCAACAAUAUCAAAGAACGUAUUUAAAGAUGCAGACUUGAGUCAUCUUAGAAUCCGGCUUACAAAAUAUACUAAGGUUUUCCUUUCCUAUUACUUUAUCCCUGUUUUCUAUAUCAUAUAUGUGGUAGUGAGAUGGCUGACAAAUAAACAUGACUUUUGUGGUUUUAUGCAGCGGUUAUUAGACCAGUUGUACUUUAUGGAACUGGCUGUUGUGCAACUAAAAGAUAAUCUGCCUUUAUACAAUUCUGGGGACCUCAAUGUUGAUCUCUCCUCGGUGGUGUCUUGGAGAUACUACGGAAUAAGCUUAUCAAGACCUGGAAUAUGCUCAUGCAAGAUUCUUUCUCCCAAAUCAGUGGCAUUUGAAAGCCAAAGGGUCAUUUUAGUCCAUGAAGCACAAGCUGCUGCCUCUUUUUCAUAUAUGUCGAGGCCAUUCCUCUCAAAUAUCACGAAACUCACGUUGGAAGGCCGAACCAACAUCAGAGAUUCUGAUCUCCAUGACAUCUCAGAGUUCUGUGCUUCCUUGUGCUACCUUAACCUUAACGGGUGUACUUCAUUGACGGACAAUGGUUUAUCGGUAAUAAUUCUGAAAUGUAAAAAACUACACUCAGUUUUGGCGUGUGAUACUUCUUUUGGGAAUAAUUCAAUUCUGGCACUUUGCUAUGGGAUUUCUGUUGCGGAAUCCAAAAGAGGAAACUACUCUCACACGACGGCUUCGAAGUGUCAAACCCUGCAUAUUGGUGGCUGCAAUGGGAUAAAUGAAACAGCUUUGUCAGAGCUUCUUUCUGGAGCAAAUAAUUUGAGGAGUCUGUGUUUGCGGGAGAUUCAACUUGAUGACAAUGCUCUUUAUUGUUUUUCAGGAUCCUCCUUGGAGAUGCUUGAUAUUUCUGAUUCAAAGGUUUCUGCUGCUGCUUUGGCUCAUGUUAUUCAUAGAAAUCCCGAUCUAAAAUGUUUGAAAGCAAGAGGCUGUAGGCAUUUGCUAGUAAAGGAAAGUAAGACGGAAGAGAGAAACUUUCCUGCUUUAUUGCGUAGUCCAAAAGAGUGGUACUCUGAGCUUGGCAAGUCCUGCAAAUUGGACGAGAUUCAACUUGGAUGGGGUUUUUCAUCUCUUUAUAUGGAGGCACUUAAACCGGCAUUUAGAACAUUAAGAACGAUAGUUGUUGGUUUAGGUGGAUCCUUGGGCCAAGAUGGGCUGAAGCAGUUAUCCGAUAUCUGUCCUUUGCUUGAGACCUUGGUUCUAUAUUUUCAGGUGAUAAAUGAUUCUGCUAUAAUGCAUGUUAUGAAAACCUUGUUGCAGUUGCAAGUCUUGGCUCUAUCCUAUUGCAUUGGUGAGAUUUCAUCAUUAAGCUUUAAGUUCAUGAUGCCGAAUUUGAAGAACCUGAAACUUGAAAGAGUAACACCAUGGAUGUCAAAUGAAGAUCUGGUUAAUCUGACACAGAAUUGUCCCAAGUUAGUCGAGCUUUCAUUGACAGGGUGCACAAUGUUUAAUUCAGAAUCCCAAGAUAUUAUUUCAAGUGGUUGGCCAGGGUUGAUAUCCAUUCAUCUUGAGGACUGUGGAGAAGUAACAACCAAUGACGUUGUAUCUCUUCUGGACUGUCAUGCCCUUGAAGAUCUUAUGCUACGUCACACUGGCCCUGGAAUUACGAGAAAUUUCAUCAUUUAUGCUGCUCACAAGUUACCAAUGCUUCGAAAAAUAUCACUUGAUAGAUGUGAUGCAAGGGAUGGAGACUUUGACAUUCCAAAUUGUGAUGACAGGUACUUCUUAAGUAGUGUGAAGAUUGCUAGAUGUAAGCUUCGACCCUGCACCUUUGACCUUCAUAAUCUGGAGGGCCGGAGAAACCCCGUGCAUAAAGAAACCUUAAUAUUGGAGUGGAACAGUGAAAAUCUCACAAGAAUUGGGAAGGAAAGACUUUAAUUUUCGCGCUUGAAAUCAGAUAUACCAUCUAUGGAAACACUGUGAAAUGGAAUGCACAGAUGUGUUACUGUACAUUAUUUCGACUCCUGCACUCUAAAAGCAUGUUGGAUAUCACUUGGUCUGUAAUAGAUAAUGUUAAUUUAGGUCUUAUAGUAACAUGAAACUAUGUCAUGUUCAGUAAAUUUGAAAAAAAGAGUUAAAAAUUGUUUGUUUUUGAAUAACAUUAUGAUUUUUUUUACAA